Messenger RNA from Cantharellus anzutake, 3810 nucleotides. Its product is annotated as Gryzun, putative trafficking through golgi-domain-containing protein. The coding region runs from base 1 to 3810 and encodes 1269 amino acids. The transcript has 16 exons. The record is from RefSeq and is a predicted model, not a curated record. Lineage: Eukaryota; Fungi; Basidiomycota; Agaricomycetes; Cantharellales; Hydnaceae.
AUGAACUCUUAUCCAAUAGAGCUCAUCGUCCAGUAUGCCCCAGUCAUGUUUGUGGCAGGAUUGACCGAAUCCCAGCCAUCCGAAGGCGCUUCUGGAGCACCUUCGUCCCCAAAAACCUUGUCCGAAACAAUAGCACUUACACCUGAUUCCAAGGAUCCAUUUAGUGCCCUAAUUGAAAGGCUUCGCUCAGUUCUAAGCGCUAAACGAAGAGCGCCUGUUUGGGAUUCCGAUAGAACCCCCAAAUUUCAGGUAGCCCUGGUAGACCGAGCAGUGCGCUUCCCACCCCGAAAAAUAAAUCCUCCUCAGCAAAGUGUUAGGAACGAUGAUAUCCCAUCCACAAGCGUCCCCCACUCUCCACUGUCUCCAUUAAUUCCUUCGUCCCCACUCUAUCCAGACGGGUUAAUAGCGCCAGUUUGGGUGCGGAAACACCUUGAACUUGUUCCCUCCGUUUUCGUUCUUUUCCUUCGUUUAUGGGAACCUCCGCCCCCUUCAUCUCCCUUGGACACCGGGAACAGUCAGGACAGGGAGGAGGAGCGCAAACAGGAUGCGGAUCUCUCGGCGGAAAUUGCUGUUCGGAAACGAUCGACAGGAGAACGUGGGAUCAAGCUCACGGUCGUGCUGCUAGCUAGUCGGCGGAUGCUUGAGGAUCCAUCCUUGGACGCGCGACUUUCGUUUAUCAGACGCCAAAGUGGAUUAGAUUCUCGUGCAGCACUAUUCGUACUCAGCCCCCUAAAUACAACAGAACUUCAAGAAUUUGUCCAAAGCCUCCAAGAUGCGCUGUUCGAAUCAGCGACAGACUACUACACUGCACAUACCAAACGUGUGCGCAGGAAGAAGAGCCGACCCGCACAUAUACCAGCAAGUUCGGGACCGACAAUUGGCCGUCCGCUUCGAAAUGAAGGAUGGAUUGUACGAUAUGAGUACAAGAUGGCCACAUUUGCGGAAUUUAGAAUGGAGGAUGAAUUGGCUAGAAAACAUUACGAAGAUUGUUGGGAAGGAUUGAUUGGCAUGUUUACGUCCACUACCGUCUUACCCCCGAAGACCAAGCGCUGGGCGGAGGCGAAAGUCUUGGCUGAUACAGUAUCACUUAAGAUCUGCAAGUUGUAUCUAUAUCAUUCUGAGUUUAACAGAGCCUUGAUGCACUUUAAUCGACACCUUAUGCGGUUUUCUGAGAUGAUGAGCGGCUGGGGUAUUGGAGAAGACUCGUUCGAGUAUUGGAGCUGGGUGGCGCGACAAUACAGGGCGUUCGCGGAAUUACUUGAUCAGGCAUCUCGUUCUGGGUUGCAACCCACCAGCAACAGUGCGUCAAAGUUUCCGGGGGCGGUGCCUCAACAUCUAUCCACGCCCUCGGUAUCUACUGUCGACCCUUCACCGGCUUUCUUUGGUCUCAAUCCUUUGAACGCAUUGCAACAUACUGGUUACUUCUACUAUGCCGCCGCGGCAUGCACUCGACGUCGCUUGGAAAGAUUUACUGCUAUAAACAAUCAAGAUGUACAUAUUUAUAACACGAGGUGCCAGAGUCCAACAUACUCUCCCGCGCUGGUCAAUGAACGCAAAGUAGACCAUUUGGGGACAUUGACGGAGCUUUACAGUAAAGCAUACGAGUUAUUUAAAUUUCACGGUGGUUCAAGCAGUCGUUUGACGUACCAUAUGGCUUAUCGGAUCGCGGAAACACACUUCCUGUCCAAGAGAUAUGACCUUGCGGCCAAGUUUUUCGAGCGUAUUGAGCGAACUUAUGAAGAAGAGCGUUGGGGUGACAUGCCUGAACCCCUCCUCGCCAUGUGGUGCGAGUGCAGCCGAAAGUUGGGCAGCAGGGGACUGACGAUUCGUCUGCUCCUUACUAUUUUAUCGGAACGACGGUCUGCGGGGAAGGAACUACGGGGUCUUCUUGAGGUAAGGAAUAUGUCCACUUACAAAAGUGUGAACACGCGGUACCAGCUUCGUCAGAUGCCAUCACCCCCGGAAGAUCAUAAUUUUAUCGAACUUGAAAGUCCUCUAGCGCUGUUCCACAUGUCUUCUGUCUUUUGGCGAGGGACUGUGUAUGUUGGGGAACCAGCUUCAUUUCAGCUCACUUUGACUUCUCCCGAGACCAAUAUCGAGUUCCUCUUCACGGAGCUUCGCAUUUAUUAUAGCGAGCAUCUACCUCCUGUGAUCGUGCAACACCCAGAAAUUGGUAUAGAAACCCCGUAUACAUUCCUGGGAGAUUUCGACGUUUCAUCCAUUGAUAACGCGUCUGCAGUCCCUAUCCAGGCCGAUUUACAUUGGGUUCCAGGGAAAAGCAAGACAUUUGCUGGCUAUCUGACUUCAUCAGUGACUACCGAACUUCGUAUACACAAGGUGGAGCUGCUAUUCGAUAAAGAUACAUGUAAAUUCAUGGUACCCAUCAAGUUAAUUGGCGACACGGACCAACUACCGAGAACUGUUCAAUGGUUCGCUCCAGCAUCAUCUGUGGGUCCCCAAUUGUCUGUGUCGAGGUCGCGGCCUGAUAGUUGCUCGGUUGUGUUUCGUCCACAUCUUUUCUCGAUUUCUUACGGACAUGAAGAGCCAGCAUACUGCAACGAACUAUACCCUAUUAAUAUUGAAAUCACCAACGAGCACGAUCAAGAUCUCGAGUUUGAUUUAGACGUACUUCUACAGCCAUCGGAUGAUGACACAGUCAGCUAUGUAAUGGUUGGCGAAGAGCGGUCGCAAGCCUUGAUAAAGGGUGUUUCGUUCGGCAUAGUUCAAAAGGGCACCUCCGCCACUCGGAUCCUGUAUUUCAUCGGAGGUGCUAGUGGAGAAAGGACGCUUGAUAUAUCAAUCCAAUCUCGGGCCCUCUGCACGGACGGCGAGCCCGAUCAAGCUAUCCAUAUGAACGAGACUCUACGACAGUUAAAGGUCCUAGUGGUGCCUCCCAUACAAUGUGCAUUCCGCACCGCGUAUCUCCGAGAUUCGCGUCCUCUCUUACCAGUGAUGGAUCUGUCGAAGUUUGAACCAAAUGCUUUUGAACCCGUUGGACGCGCUUUAGUCUCAAUAGAUGUGACUUGUACUGGUCCGCAAGGUAUUGUAGUCAGCUCUAUUCAACUCAUUCCUCGGGCAAGUUCCGGUUUUCCCUUUGAAUCCGACGGCCCACGCGCGAGAGUGUUGUAUACUUCACUGGACUUUGGGGAAAGGGACUUUCCUUCAGUGUGGCAAUCGAAUGAUGCAUUCUCAAUAAUGUGCGAAGUUGAAUUAGGCGAAGAUGAUGCUGAAGAAUUCCCCAACGAUGAAGUCCCCUUUCCUGGAAGCUUCGAAGUUACAUGGCAGAAGAUAAGCUCGACUGCGUCAAACUUAACAGCUAAGACUAAUAUCUCCCCGCCGAGUCUGAAGCCUCCAGAAGACAGCAUCGUCGCGUUGAUUACCUGUCCUCCUUCCGCAAACCUGCAUCAGCCUUUCAUACUAACCUUGUCGGUGCAAAACCGUCAGCGUUUCCGAACUGCUGACCUAUACCUCGAUGUGGAUUCCUCAGAGGCAUUUGUCCUCGCAGGUCCUCGACACACUCGUCUUCCUACGCUGUUACCCGGGAUGUCGGAAGAAGUUUUUUUCAAUCUUAUACCUCUGUCCACCGGCGAAGUACGGCUUCCAACGUUCAAAGUUCACGAUAGGCGAAAACCACCAGGCCUGCUACCGCCAGAAAAUGAAGACGAGCAGACCGAUGCUCCUUAUAACCAUGCUUCAUUGUCGAGGGUACCAGUACUGCUCGCCUCACAGGAUGCCAGGUUCGAGGAGCCGGAACAGGCGGAAGGCGCCCGUGUAGACCCAGACGCGCUUCCAAUGAUUGUGUAUCCUUAA